Molecule: messenger RNA, 1380 nt
Organism: Helianthus annuus (common sunflower)
Lineage: Eukaryota; Viridiplantae; Streptophyta; Magnoliopsida; Asterales; Asteraceae
Product: ethylene-responsive transcription factor ERF062
Exons: 1
Coding region: 8-886 (292 amino acids)
Biological process (GO): regulation of DNA-templated transcription
Molecular function (GO): DNA binding; DNA-binding transcription factor activity
Source: RefSeq, a predicted model, not a curated record
UAUUCCAAUGGAGAAUCAUGAUCAUCUACACCCAAUAUUUUCUUCUAGUUUUCAUCAUACAUCCAAACACUCACAACCUUUUUCAGGUCAUCGCGGCAGCGGUAGUGGUGGCGGCGGCAACAGUUGUUUAAUGUCGUCUCUUUUGACACAAGACAACGGCGGCGACAGUUGUUUAGUGUCGGCCUGUAAACCAUAUUUGGGUUCGUUCACCAACAUGUCAACAUUGUUACCAACUCUGAGUCCGUUGGUGAACGAACCCAAACUGGUAGCCAAUCUGCAGCCAGUGGCAGAUUGGCUAAACAUCAGCCGGAAACCAAUAACUCACUACACCAGUGAUGGUUUCCGGCUAAACUUUUGUACCAGAACUCGCCCGAUGAAAUACACUGGGCGGGUUCUGAAUACAGAAUAUGAAAGGAAUCAAAUAUGUUCCCCAAGGAAACUAUUUAGAGGAGUAAGACAAAGGCAUUGGGGAAAAUGGGUAGCGGAAAUCCGGUUACCGAGGAACCGAACACGUGUAUGGCUCGGGACAUUUAACACGGCCGAAGAAGCCGCAUUUGCGUAUGACACGGCCGCGUAUAUCCUACGAGGCGAUUGCGCGCACUUAAAUUUCCCGAAUCUAAAGAGCCAGUUGAAAGCUAACUCGGUUAAUGGGACAACCGCGGCUUUGCUAGAAGCAAAAAUGCAAGCAAUGUCGAAACGGGUGGUGGACAUGAAGGCUGAUGAGUUAGCACCCGCGUUACCCGAGGUUGGUUUAUCGGAAAGCCCAUCGAAUGAAGGCGGAUCCGAGGUGGUGUCGCCAGAGGCCGGGGAAGGGGUGCAACUCAGUAGAAUGCCUUCAUUGGAUAUGGACAUAAUUUGGGAUGCUCUUCUUGUUGGUGAUUCAUAAAUGUUACAUAUAUGAAUGAAUGAAUGAAUGAAUAUAUUCCAUAAAUAAAGAUAUACAUUUGAUUUAAAGUGGCAUGAUGGACAGAUUGGAAGAGUUUGGUAAAUGAUGUGUAUAUGGGUAGGUUUAAAAAAAAAAAAAAAAAAAAAAAAAACAAGUUGGGUUCGACUUAAGCUAAAAAUAUGACUUCAAGGUUUUUUACUAGACCGGAACCCGGAUACACAACUGCUUUGGACCGGGUUUGUCGAAUUUCGGUUGAACCAAUAGCCAAGGUUAAGGGGUCGGACCGGGUUUGGUUUAUUUUUAUUUUUUUUAUUUCUUCAGGUUUUUUUUAUUUUUUUUUAGAAUAAAAGUUUAUAUAAUUUACUCAUUUGAUUUAGUCCCACCUUUGAUCCAGAGAAUCCAUCCAGCCUUUGCUUGUGAAUCUGUAGCUGAAAAUUGUUAAAGAUGUAUUCUUUAUGUGAAAUAUUCUUGCAGUGAACAUGUCAUAUCAUUAA